This is a messenger RNA of Sceloporus undulatus (fence lizard), 1639 nucleotides long. It is a transcript of the gene HMGB3, whose product is annotated as high mobility group box 3. The record is from RefSeq and is a predicted model, not a curated record. The transcript has 4 exons. Bases 33 to 650 code for a protein of 205 amino acids. Gene Ontology annotation, molecular function: DNA binding, bending. Gene Ontology annotation, biological process: regulation of transcription by RNA polymerase II. Gene Ontology annotation, cellular component: nucleus. NCBI's taxonomy places the organism in Eukaryota, Metazoa, Chordata, Lepidosauria, Squamata, Phrynosomatidae.
GGCUGUCUAAAUAUCUUUCCAGAGCAUUAAAAAUGGCUAAAGGUGAUCCGAAGAAGCCGAAGGGGAAGAUGUCUGCUUAUGCCUUCUUUGUGCAGACCUGCCGUGAGGAACACAAGAAAAAGAACCCAGAAGUUCCUGUUAACUUUGCAGAAUUUUCCAAGAAGUGCUCAGAGCGAUGGAAGACUAUGUCAAGCAAAGAGAAGGGUAAAUUUGAUGAGAUGGCCAAAGCCGACAAAGUAAGAUAUGAUAGAGAAAUGAAGGAUUAUGGGCCAGCAAAGGGUGGUAAGAAGAAGAAGGACCCUAAUGCACCCAAACGGCCACCGUCUGGAUUCUUCCUCUUCUGUUCAGAAUUCCGUCCUAAGAUCAAAUCCACUAACCCUGGCAUUUCCAUUGGUGAUGUGGCAAAGAAACUGGGUGAAAUGUGGAACAACCUCAGUGAUGGCGAGAAACAGCCUUACAACAACAAGGCUGCUAAGCUGAAGGAGAAGUAUGAAAAGGAUGUUGCAGAUUACAAGUCUAAAGGCAAAUUUGAUGGCGCAAAGAGUGCAGCGGCCAAAGCAGCAGCUGCGGCUCGGAAAAAGGUAGAGGAAGAGGAGGAAGAUGAAGAAGACGAUGAGGAAGAGGAAGACGAAGAGGAGGACGAUGAAUGAGAAACUGUAUAAUACUUGUCUCCAUGUGAAUACCAUAGAGUAGGGGGAAACACAUUUGGAAAUGAAAAGUAACCUGCACCUCUUAUUUGAGAUGGUGUCUUAUUUGCCCUUUAUUAGGUUUAAUGAUAAAAUUUGGACUCUGAUCACAACACUGUAGCUGGUUUGAAGAAGAAAAAAUUAAAAGUGUGCUAGGAAAAAUACUGAAAUAGAUGGGGAAAAAACCAUUGUAACUGGUUUACAUUAAGUGGCCAUGGGUGUCCUUAGGCACCCUGAAACUGUAACAAAGUUGUACAUAUUUCCAAACAUUUUUAAAACAAAAAAAAAGUGGAAACAAGACGCUCUAGUGUUCUCCUCAACUCUGUGCACUUUCCUGUUGGUGUAACAAAGCAUUUAAAAAUGUUUCAAGCAUCUUAUUUUUUAAUUUGUAAGGUGGUGUUUAACUAUAUGGUUAUUGGCUAGAAAAUCCUGGGUUAUAAACUGUACAUAUCUAUAGUUUGUAAAAACUAGACAGAUUCUUGUGGUUCAUGCCUUGAGCGGCGAUAACCUUGGCGGGAAAGACGAACAGCUUUAUGGAAGGCUGUUUGCUUUCUCCCUGGAGGGAAUGUGUCUCAUGGAAUGCACCAUGAAAGUAGAUCUAUUUACACUACAGUGGGCGUCCAUUUAGCUUAAAGUUGUCUUUCUGUAUAUAGUGAAAUUAGCAUUCUGCGGCCAUUCUUAGUUGUGGAAGGGGAGGGGAAGUUCAGCUGGCAUGAGAAAUUGUAUGGAAUCUUUUUUUUCCCGUUUUGGUUAAGUGGGGUAGUUUUUAAACGGAAGCUGUAGGUCUCUUCAAUGUCAGCUUCAAGUGAAGAGAGGGCGCAGAAAACUGAAGUUCAAAAACACUCUGUACUUAAAAGAAACAAAAUUUGCAAAAAAUGUUAUGUUGGUUUUUUGUAUGUUUAGAAUGCUGAAAUGUUUUUGAAGCAAAAAUAAACAGUAUUACAUUUUUAAAA